Messenger RNA from Ochotona curzoniae (black-lipped pika), 2993 nucleotides. Its product is annotated as growth/differentiation factor 9-like. NCBI's taxonomy places the organism in Eukaryota, Metazoa, Chordata, Mammalia, Lagomorpha, Ochotonidae. The coding region runs from base 479 to 1804 and encodes 441 amino acids. The record is from RefSeq and is a predicted model, not a curated record. Gene Ontology annotation, cellular component: extracellular region. The transcript has 2 exons. Gene Ontology annotation, molecular function: growth factor activity; cytokine activity. Gene Ontology annotation, biological process: BMP signaling pathway; SMAD protein signal transduction.
UGGCCCAUAAGCAGGGAGCUGGAUCAGCAGUGGAGCAGCCAGGAAUAGAACCAGCACCCAUGUGGAGACUGGAGCUGGAGGUGGAAGCUUCGCUUACUGUGGCAUGGCACAAGCCCUGAGAGAUUUAAUUUUUAGAUCGUUCCCUAAUUUUUCUAGACUCAGUUGCAUAACUAGCCUUACUAUAAUGAUAAAUUUUCAGUAAAUGUGUUGUCAGGGGGUGGUUAGGGAAAAAUAAGAACAAUUCAAAAUAAUGAAAUCAAUCUGAUCUAAUGAGGGUCGGUUAAGGGUGGCAUCAGCUGUGUGUCGUCCAGCUGAUAAAAAUCAGCUUCAGCUAGGCGUCCUUGAGGUCUGAUUACAGAAGAAAGGCUAGUCCACGCACACAACUAAAAUUGGUUUAAGAAAGCAAGCCGGGGCCUCCCCGAGCUUCAGGAAGCCGACCGGCGGGGGGAAAUGUUUUCCUCCUCAGUUCUCCCAAGCCAUGGCGCCGCCGCCCCGCAGAUUCCUCCCCUGGUUUUGCUGUUUUGCCUGCGUGUGCUUUCCAAUUAGUUCUGAUUCUCAGCCUCCUAGAGGAGCGCCAUGGGUCGCCGCCAACGCCGCCUCGGAGUCUGUGGCUGAGCCCUGGUCCUUGCUGCAGCCCGUGGGUGGGGGAGAGCACUCUGGCCUGCUUCCGCCUCUCUUCAGAGUGCUGUCUGUCAGGCGAGGGGCGGCCCCCAGGCUGCAGCCAGACUCGAGCGCGUUGCACUACAUGAAGAAACUCUACAAGGCAUACGCUACCAAGGAGGGUAUUCCUAAAGCCAACAGAAGACACCUCUACAACACAGUUCGGCUUUUUACCCCCUGGGUCCAGCAGAAGGCUCCUGGACACCAGGUGACAGGUUGGGCUCUCUCGGUGGACGUGCUGUUCAAGCUGGAUCGUGUGACCGCCGUGGAACUCCCGGUCAAGUCUGUCUUGUUGUAUACCCUCACCAGCGUGGUCUCCAGCACGGUCAGAUGCACGUGCAGCCUGCUGGUCAGGGAGCCAAGGCCUUCCGGCAAGACUCUGCGCCCACUUACCUUGAACUCACAGUUUGAAUUUCGGAAGAAAUACAAAUGGGCUGAAAUUGAUGUGACUCCCCUGCUUCAGCCUCUGAUGGCCUCCAGUGAGAGACAUGUCCACCUGUCCGGCAACUGCACCUGCGUGGCAGCCCAGCAGCAGCACCCUGCUGCACGUGAGGGUCCCCUCAACAUGACUGUGCUGGCGUCCCCAUCACUGAUCUUAUAUCUGAAUGACACAAGUGCCCAGGCCCAUCACCCAUGGUAUUCCCUCCCCUACAAAAGCAAACCUUCGCAAGGUCUCCACCAGCAAGGCAUGCCCGCUCGCCUGACAGGAGGGCAGGCUGCCAGGGUGGGCCGGUCCCUGCGGCAGCCGACGGGCCCUCGAUUGAAGCAGCCCCCUGCUCCAGCUUCCCUGAAUCUGAGUGAAUACUUCAAAAAGUUUGUUUUUCCCCAGAACGAGUGUGAGCUCCAUGACUUUCGACUGAGUUUUAGUCAGCUGAAGUGGCACAACUGGAUUGUGGCUCCACACAGGUACAACCCUCGCUACUGCAAAGGGGACUGCCCCCGGGCUGUCGGGCAUCGCUACGGCUCCCCGGUCCACACAAUGGUGCAGAACAUCAUCUAUGAGAAGCUGGACUCCUCGGUGCCAAGACCGUCAUGUGUCCCCGCCAGAUACAGCCCCCUGAGCGUCCUGACCAUCGAGCCCGACAGCUCGAUUGCCUACAAGGAGUAUGAAGACAUGAUAGCGACCAAGUGCACCUGUCGCUAGGCGUGUCCUCGCGCAGCCUGUUGAGUGACGCGCUCUGGGCCUGUUCAGACCCCUUGGGGAAAGCUCCCUGUGUCAGACCCCUCAACCUGUGUGUCACAUGAGGAGGAGCCCACCCGGGGCAGGCCUGCCCUGGCACUGGUCAGUGCUGAGGGUGUCCGUAGUUGGUGCUGGUGACCCUUUCCAGACGCGACUGAAUUGUAACUGUUCUGUAGAGGUUUGAUUUUUUUUUUUCCCCCCCACUCACACCCCUUGAGAGAGUAUUUUUGUUUUGUUUUCUUUCCAUAGAAAUCUUAAUUUUGAUGAGAAAAGGAAAUCUUACAGAAAUCUUGGUUGGAACGGCAGCUCUAAUUAGCCCUGAACACAGGAGUCCUAUUUAGUGGGAAAAUAAAUUCCUUGAGUGGCACAACUUUGGUGUUUUUAUGCAUGUGUGUCUUAUUGAAGAUGGCUCUUCCGUGAUAAUUCAAGAGAGGCGCUCAAGCUAGCCUUAGCUGAAUCUUCGGUCUUGUUUGUUUUUUCUUGCCAGAAAACGAGGCAGGCUAGCUUUUAUGCCGCAUCCUGAUGAAGUGAGACUUGCCAGGGCUAGAACACACAGCGUAACUGCUUCCGUUGUCUGGUGUGCUUGACGCACAGUAAGCAACUCGACUCAUUAACCACCUUGCACAAAUCAACCCACCCAUAGAAAAUAGCAUUUAUCCUACUCAUUUGAAAGAAACUGUUCUGCAGAUUGUUGAGAGAAAAGCUGAGUUUAAAACUUAGUAAAACAUGUUGUCUCCAUCUGUUUGAAACCUCUGACCUGAGAGAAUUUGGGGAUUUCGGUGGCUUAUCUGCACAAGUUGCCUUCCAGGUGGGCUUGGGCUCAUUGCUGCCACACUGAGCUGGCAGUGCCUGGUGGUACUCUUGGAGGAGCCUUCAGGAGACUGAUGGAGAAGCUGUUCAUGGUUGUCAGGGAUCUGUUGGGACAAAGUACAUGUGGGUUUGCAUCUUAUCUUCGCAUGAAUGUUUGGGAAGCAUCUUGAUGUGAGUUAUAAUGUAUGUCCUACCUUCAGCCGAGUUAGGCGUGGCAGUGGCUCUAGUUUGGUUUCUGGAAUGCUAAUCUGCAGCCCAAAAGUAACCUCUAAAUACCAGGAAUAAUUGCCAUUUCAUAUAAAUGAUCUUUUUUUGAUGCUAGCUUUUAGCUUUCUUAGAUAUA